AUGGAUAUGCGCGAGAGUGGAUUGAAAGCUAUCCUCAUGGGCUCCUCUCGUGUAUCUUGUCCUAAGAAGACCGUUGUUCGUUUCAGCGGUAAAGCCUCCGCGGUGACAGCUAUUCAUUCCGGGUCUCCCAUCAAGCAAUCAAGGGUCCCCCUCGCUGGUCUCCACACGGAAGUGCCGUGUCCACCAAAGCCCGUGGCAUCCAUAGGGUCUGCGGUCGGCGUUAUAGGACGUGUAGUAGUCAGGGGAGAAGGCAGAGUUGUACUUCUCGAUGAGAUAACUUCUCCCAAGAAGCAUGCCCGAGGAGAGUCUAGUCCUGCGAAGGGGGAAACAAAAUCAGAUGGAUCUGUCAAUGGGGUAGGACGAGUAAUGCAAUUGGACGAGGCUAUGCAAAUCGAAGACAUGGAACCCAAGACCCCGUCGUCGUGCGGAUCUUCAACGCAAGGGUCUCCAUCAUCUGUAUCAUCGUCUAGCUCUCGCCGUGGUAGACAGCAUAAAUUGCAGCAGAUGUUGCACAAUGAAGGGGACGCCACUCCACGAGCAGCCAAGACUUCUGGCCCAUUCUGGGGUCAUGUACCCCUCAGAGAUGAAGACACGGACGCGGGCGGCAUACACGGCUUCACGCUUUCUCACCUUCGGCGCGUUCCCGAGUUGGUGCUUCUCGCCCAACGUGUGGUCGAUGCCGAGGCACGGCGUCGUGCGCGGGAGGAGCGCAAACAAGCCAGCGGUAGCGCGGUCCAGAACAAGUCGAAGCCGGUUCAGCGCCCACAGAACUCUUCGCGGGAGUCCAAACAUGCGAAGAUCAAGCGCCUUUUCCGCUUCGCAAUUCGGCAGCUGUACGAGGAAGGCAGCAUCGUACUAUGGGACGGACCAGUACGCGCCCUUCCACAGUCUGGGACACAGAGCCUCGAUGCACUCUGGAAGGCGAACGUGAGCACCAUAUCCGCAAUGUCCGUCAUCAGCGCGGGCUCGCAGGCGGAGGAGGACGCUGGCGAACUGAGCGACCCUUCACCGGACGAGGAGGCAUACAUACCGCUCACCCCGCAGUACUUCGCGGACGCCGUCGAGCACGCCAUUAUGGCCGUCCAGGCGCGUGCCGCGGCAGCGGCUGCGUCAAAGCCCCGUCCUCGCCCGCGAAACGUAUGGGACGCAAGCGCUGCCGUGCAGUCGCCCCCGCCAGGCCCGACGCCUGCGGAGAUCUUGACGUGGCUGCGCCGCGACGCGCGUUGGGAGCGUGUUGGUGAGUGGACCGUGAAGGAGACACUGGAGUGGGCGAAGAACGAAGGCCGGACCUCGGACGGUGAUGAAAAUAACGAUGUCCCAUUGGCAGACCUGAAUGCACCGGGGUACAAGAAAUACGGGACUCGAUACAGACGAAUACAGAGAGCGGGGAGAGCGAAUAAGGGCAGCGUAUCCACUUUUCAGGCCAUUUCGACGUCCUUGUCAACCUGCGCUGCGGGCGCGGGCGCAGACGUGGGCUUGAUGUCGUCGCCCAUGAAUGCAUCCAGCUCCAUAUCCAAUUCUUGUGCCGUCUUCGGCUUCUUGGGCACACGGGGCGCUGGGCGGUUCUUCGUCCUCACGGGGCCAGGUCCACUGUGGAUGGACAAGGUGUCCAUAUCAACCAAACGGAGAAAUGAGGCGAUAGAUGAAACACGCACCUCGAUUUGGGCUGACGCUGGGUGUCAUUCCGGCUCAGCCGAGAUGCGGGUGCAGCUCCUCGUCGGCCGGGUCGAGGCGCCGACGUCGGCGGGUUGUAGAAUUCGAUCGACAUCGGUUGCCCUGUGCGCAGACGGAUACAUGAGCGGGGUGAAGGGACACGUCACGAAGGCAUGGGGCGCAGCAAGGAAUGUCCUUUACCCUUGGCAGUCUUCCCGUUGA
This is a messenger RNA of Postia placenta MAD-698-R-SB12, 1875 nucleotides long. RefSeq lists its product as hypothetical. NCBI's taxonomy places the organism in Eukaryota, Fungi, Basidiomycota, Agaricomycetes, Polyporales, Adustoporiaceae. Bases 1 to 1875 code for a protein of 624 amino acids. The record is from RefSeq and is a predicted model, not a curated record. The transcript is spliced from 8 exons.